AUGAUUUACACAAGAGGUAGAAUACGAUCUAGCCUACGACAUCUACCUUUACGCCUAUCGUUGAGAGGUACCGCAUUCCAUCGAUAUUUAAGCAAUCAGCCCACCACCACUGACGCGAUUAAUGCCAAACUCCAAUCCAUUCUUGAAACAGAACCAACACCAAAAGUAUUUCAAUUUCUCGUACAGAACCAUACACGAGUAGAUCCAGAAUUCUCCCUUACAUUCACUUACAAUCUCCUUCAGCAAAAUAAUUUACAAGCGGCGAUUUCAUUACAACAUUUGCUCUUGAGUAAUGAAAAUUAUCAAAUAUCUAAUGAAGUGUGGACUAUAAUCCUUAAUAAAGUAUGUUUAGAGUCGAAUUAUCUUGGGGCCAUGCUCAUUUUUCAUGAAUUGGUUGAUAAUCAUCGGUUCUAUGAUGAAGUUAGCUUUGCAGUACCUGAGAACGAUCAAAUACCAUUUAUUAUGAGCCCUCAAAAUCUUGUUCACUUGGCAAUGAUUUUCACAAAUAAUGGCGAUGCUAAACGAAUGCAAGGAAUUUUGCGGUAUUUUCGAAGAUUUUAUGCCUAUUUGGAUAAUCAAGAUGCAUACCAAUCAUUGCUUGCACUAAAUGUUGAAGUAUAUGCAGAAAUGGGGGAUUUGACAAUGGCAUUGACAAAGUUUCAGAAUUUAGCAUUUGCAUCAAGAGUGGCGUCCAGAAGAAAACAAAGGGCCAAAUUACGUAAAGAGUUUACUGAUUUUAACCAAUGGAGAUUAGACAAUAUUAAACUGAACCAAUACCGAUUUGACUUUAUUCCUACUUACCCACUUGAUAUUCAUCAGCAAUUGUUGGCACAAAUUUGCCAAAGUGGGAUAUACAACCCCGUUAUUCAGUAUAACGUAUAUACAUCACCAAUAAGCAACAGCUCCACCAGCAACAACCUCGUUAGCUCCAGCAUUGCAAUCAUUCAAAAUCCCAUCGCAUCUUCAGAUUUACCUCGAUUCCAACAUCUCAUCACUGAAUACAUCAAGCAAGAGGAAUUGUAUGAAUAUGAUAAGUUACUUCAGUUUAUGAAACCAAAUCACUACAGUUUACAUAUUUUUGUAAUAGCCGCCUUGUGCGAUUUGGAUAAACAUAAAAUUGCAUUUACCAUACUUAAAUCGUUGGCUUCAUAUGGUCAACGAUUAUGCAAGAGUCCGGCAUUUAUUACUUUACUUCAAACAACGCACAAUAGACCAGAGUUGUAUCCGUUGCGACUAGAAAUCCUCAAGUAUUAUCGCCUGUUGAACAAAGGCCAUGUUAAUUAUCCCGUGGCUGCAUACGUGUGA
Molecule: messenger RNA, 1305 nt
Organism: Lodderomyces margitis
Lineage: Eukaryota; Fungi; Ascomycota; Pichiomycetes; Serinales; Debaryomycetaceae
Exons: 1
Coding region: 1-1305 (434 amino acids)
Source: RefSeq, a predicted model, not a curated record